Molecule: messenger RNA, 4279 nt
Organism: Syngnathus typhle (broad-nosed pipefish)
Lineage: Eukaryota; Metazoa; Chordata; Actinopteri; Syngnathiformes; Syngnathidae
Gene: tmem64
Product: transmembrane protein 64
Exons: 3
Coding region: 547-1578 (343 amino acids)
Source: RefSeq, a predicted model, not a curated record
GCGGGGCAGUUGCCACUUGCUUGGCAUCUGGGACACCAACAUCAGCGGGGAGUAGAAGGAGGAGAAGAAGCCCUUGCAGGAAACGACUUGUCGACGACAGGAAUAAAAAGGAAGGUUGUAGAGCGUAAUUUCCAGUGUCGCAAUGCAGUCUGACGAAAUGGGUGGCGGGUGGAUUUAGCCCUGCAGCGAGGCAGCUAGUAGCUAGCUGUGCAGUUAUUUAAAGCCAUUCAGCUGGACAGGGUGAGUCUCAACAAACAACUUUCUCUACUUAGCACCCCCUCACUUGUUGGUUAGGUUCUUCCGUCCAAUGACCGUAAGAUGAUCCCAAGAAAGUGUCCGGGCCACAGAGCCAGGAGACGUGAUGACGUCACGUCCACCACCACGAGUUAAACGAUUUGUGCAACAGCAGGACAAUUUGUGUCUCCGGUCGGCCACAAAGAAUGUCUGUGAAUUCCAGUUUGCAUCCACUAUGAAGGAACAAGAAGGCAACUCUUGAAAGGUGUCAGGUGCAGCCCCAGCUGGCAUCCGCCCCCUUCCGGUUGAACAAUGUCGCUGAUGGGAUCACCCCCUGGCGCGCAGUUGCUCGCCAAACUCGCCAAACACGUUGCCGGCAGGGCACACAACCAGCUCAGCCGAUGGCUGCACAAGAGCGGCGCAGGUGACGAGUGCAACAAGAUGGACCUGCUGGCGUGCGGCGGGGACGCGGACGGUGACCCUGAGGCAGCGGCAGGAGAGGUUGGCGUGGAAUCCCGGCACCCAUGCUCAGUCACCCCCUUCUGCCUGAAAAGCGCCCUGCUGGCUUGCGUCCUCACGGGCCUGUGCUUCUCCUCAGUGGCGCUGGUCCGCCAGCACCUGAAGGACCUCCUGCUCUGGGUGGAGGGCCUGGACAGCCUGGCGGGGGCCUUGCUCUUUGUAGUAGGCUUUAUCGGCGUGUCCUUCCCGUGCGGCUGGGGCUACAUUGUGCUCAACGUGGCGGCCGGAUACCUGUACGGGUUCGUGCUGGGCGUGGGGCUGGUCAUGGUGGGUGUGCUGAUCGGCACCUUUGUGGCGCACCUGGCCUGUAAACGACUGCUGACGGACUGGGCGCUGCGCAAGGUGGGCGCCAGCGAGCGGCUGAGCGCCAUCAUCCGCGUGGUGGAGGGCGGCAGCGGACUCAAAGUCGUGGCCUUGGCGAGACUCACCCCCAUCCCCUUUGGACUCCAAAAUGCAGUUUUCUCCGUGACGGACGUGUCCUUGCCCAACUAUCUCGUGGCGUCGUCAGUGGGCCUGCUGCCCACCCAGCUGCUCAACUCCUACCUGGGCAGCACGCUGCGCACCAUGGAGGACGUCAUUGCCCAGCAGAGCGUCAGCGGCUACUUUGUCUUUGCUCUACAGAUCGUGAUCAGCAUCGGGCUGAUGUUCUACGUGGUUCACCGCGCUCAGGUGGAGCUCAACGCCGCCAUCGCUGCCUGCCAGAUAGAGUUCCGAUCUUCGCACAUGAACGGCUUGUCUUCGUCACCCUCCGUUACCGCAGCCGGCAACCACGCAGGAUUCACGUACUGCGGCAAACGCACAGCGGCCAUCGUCAACGUGGUGUGACCAUAAAGCAAUCGCGUUGGACCCUGGAAUGCCCGGUAGGUGUUUUGCUUUGUUUUGUUUUUGGACCGAGCGGUGAAGGGACCUCGAGAUGUCAGUGAAAUAACACUUUGAAUGUCAACUUGAUUUUUUUGGACGAAUGGCCACCUAUGCACCUUCUUUCCUAACACGUUGAGUGUGUCAGCAACUGAAAACAAAGCAUAACAACAAUCAUAACGGGACUAAAUGGUAUUGUUAAGGGCAUUGUUCAUUUUUUGUGACCGAGUGCUUUUGAAUUCAGUGUCUUACUUUUGGGACGGUGACUCACUCCGAUCGGUUGAGACGUAAAACUCAGGAAUGUUUGAAGUACGCUGAAAGAAGCCUUUCCUGUCUAUUAUUAACGUGAAGAAAAAAAAUAUUUGAGAUUUUAUUUUUGGGAGUAGUUCAUUCCGGAAUGUUGCAAACUAAGCUAAAAGAAAUACUAUGACGAGAUUUUUUUUUUUUUUUUACGUGCUAUCAUUUCUUUUAAUAUUUUUUUUAAUACCACCUUGCAACUGACUAACCCUAACUAUAAAGGAGUUUUGAGUGAAAUUAGGACUCAAAGAAGGCAGUUGUGAUGACAACGCUAGUAGCUUCAUGAUACCGUAUUUUUCGGACUAAAAGUCGCUCGGAGUAUACCGUUUUUUUCCAUGUAUAAUGCGCCCCCAUGUAUAAUACGCACCCUAAAAAUGGCAUGUUGAUGCUGGAAAAAAGCCUGUACCCAUGUAUAAUACGCACCCAAAUUUUAACUCCUACUUAAGUCCGUAAAUGUAAAAUUAUUUCAGAAAAAAGAUAAUCUUUGGGAACAACCGGAUGUUGUUCUGCCGGUCAGUAUCACUGCGCAUGCGCUAGCAAACUCGAUAGCAAAGAAAUGUUUCGGAUUUGUGUAGGGUACAUUGUGACAGCAAACGAGCAGGUGAUCGAGCAAGUGUCUGAUACGAGAGCAUUGUGUUUGAAGUGAACAGCAGAGAAGAAAGCGCAUCUGUAAUGGCGGCCUCUAUAUCAUCUCCGGAUAAAAUAAAUAAAUAAAAUAUCUCUUUUUUUUGUACCCAUGUAUAAUGCGCACCCAAGAUUUUAGGACAAUAAAUUAGUUAAAUUUUGCGCAUUAUACGUGGAAAAAAACGGUAAGUCGAACCAGCCAGAAAAUGCACAAUAAAGUGAAAAAACCCCAUAUAUAGAUCACACCGGAUUAUAAAUCGCACUUUUGGGGCAAAUGUAUUUGUCAAAAUCCAACACCAAGAACAGACAUGAACCAGCAACAACUGGCUAAACGAUACGGUAUGCUAACGUGACAUAUACACAAACGAGGAGCUGAGAACGGGCCUGAUGUAACAUUCAGAGUUAUUCAAAUAACUAUUACAUAAAUAACACGUUAAUCAAACCAUCGGUGUCACUCCAAUUCAUUAAAUCCAUCGAUCGUCCUUUAUAUAAACGAUGCCGCGUAUGCGCCGCUGAUGGCGGACUCGUCUUGAAUUGCAGUUCUAAAUAUUCCACAGACCCAUAUAGUCAAAAAUACGGUACGUCAAAAUUUUGUAAAUGAAGUUGACAAGAUUGCGAGUCGUAGCUUGAUGACAAACGUUGCAGGCGUAGCCACGUUUCCAUUUACAAAGUCAUGUGAAUAUUCAGAAUAUUACAAGAACAAAAUUGUAGCUUUACAAGUUCCAUUUAGCAAUAUUGUGACAAUAAAGUCGGACAUUAAAGUUUUUAAAAAAUCUUAUUGUUCAAGCAAAGUUGCAGCCCCGCAAGUAAACGUACAGGCCAAGCUGCACUUAGAUUGUGACAAACGUCAAGAUGCAAGUCCAAUACUUACAAUGGAAAAAAGUUGCGGAAUAGAAAAAAAGUCUUAAUAAAUUUGAAAAUGUAAAAUUACUUUUUUAACCACGAAACAUGCAACUUGAAUCUCAAGAUUUACUUCAAUUUCACCUCAAUGUUGUAUCUUUGGGGGGAACAACUGGAAAUAUCUUUGCAUUUACCUCAAAGCCUCACGUCUUUGCUUUUAUUUUGGGCAUUUUUCUAACAGCAAGCUGACAAUCAACAAAGGCACUCAAACAAUAAACAAUGAAUGUGCAUAUAAGCUUUUUAAGUUUUUCAACGAUUCGAAAAGUGUUGUGGAAGACACACAAGGGCUCCUCCAUCCAUCGUUUUUGUUUUUCUGCUUUUAUUUGGUGGCUUGCUGGUUGAAGGGGCCCCCUCCGGUUUUUACCUCAGCAAUAAUAUUUGCAUGGCCUCAUGCAAAACAUGAUUGAUUUUGUAAAGCGAACGAGGCAGGGUGCCCACAUUCCAGAGUUUGCAUCCCGUUGCCUUGUGAAUAAUUAAUGAGCCGCGUGACACCUUGUGAUUGGCAUGCACGCAAAAAAAAAACCAUUUGACUUUUUUUAUUUAUUUAUACGUGCAGAGUAUUUGAUUUUGGGUAGUAUUAAUCAAUGCAAAAAAAAAAAAAAGGAAGAGGUUCUGUAUGAAAUUAGUGUUAGUUAUGCAACAAGUAACUCAAAGGGAAGAUGACGCUUCCCCGGUCGGUAUUAAGUGCAUUACUGUACACACAUGCUGUAUUUUCUUAACACGCAAUUUGACAGUGCGUAAGUAUGCAUAUACAUACGUGUAGACAUAUGUGGAUAUUUAUGCACAGUGUGACACUUUUGUUCAGUGUUAUUUAUGAGAGAAACUGAUUAAAAUGGCUUUUACUACA